Messenger RNA from Lachancea nothofagi CBS 11611, 909 nucleotides. The record is from the annotation of a GenBank genome assembly. NCBI's taxonomy places the organism in Eukaryota, Fungi, Ascomycota, Saccharomycetes, Saccharomycetales, Saccharomycetaceae.
AUGUUAUCUUUGCAACUAGCUCAUCAGCUAGUAGAUAAAAAUGUCCUUUUAGUUGGUGCUGGAGAUGUGGCAAUGACACGGAUUCCAAAGCUGUUGCCCACAGGUUGCAAGUUGACGAUUAUAGCACCGGAAAUUCAUGAAGACAUGUGGGAAUACAUUGACGUGGAAAAGAAAUCGAAUCAGACGGAGUUCAUUGAUCACGCUUGGGAUUCUAACAAGAAUAAAAUCUAUCAGAUCAUACAAAGAGGUUUUGAAAACAAAGAUAUUGUACUAUUUGGAACAGGAUUAAGCCAUCAGGAGAAAAUUGACGAGUUCUUUACUGGUAAGUUAAAAUUGGGGGAUUGUUUAGAUAUGCGCGAUUCCAAUCCUGGCUGGCAUUUGAUCAUGACUUGUAUUCCAAACCCAGUUUUGAGCGAAUAUAUAUAUCAAGGCGCUAAACUUGUCCUAGGCAAAAAUGUGCUAUGCAAUGUCGCGGACAAUCCUCCAUUGUGUGAUUUUUAUUUUGGUAGUAACGUAAUCUUGGGCGAUGGAGAAGGGAACAAGCCAAUUCAAAUUCUUAUUUCCUCCAAUGGAAAUUCACCCAGGUUUACGUCGCUUCUAAAACAAGAAAUCCAGGAUCAAUAUGGAAAUUUACCGAUUGGAAAAAGUGUGAGUAAACUCGGCAAGUUGAGAUCUCAAAUCCGUCAAAAUUCAGAACAAAACUGUCCUUCAGAUUUGAGCCAAUUGGAAUUAAUCAAAUAUCGAAUGGAAUGGAUACGAAAUUGUACAGAUGCAUUUGGAGUUGCACAUUGUCAUGAGAUUAAUAUAGAUAAGACUUUGAAACUUUUUGACGAAAUGUUUGCAGAUUUAAGUUUGGAGCAGCCAGAGAAAAAAGUGUUCUUAGAAGAGUAUUUAGAAAAUAGUAGUUGA